This is a messenger RNA of Enterobius vermicularis (human pinworm), 1248 nucleotides long. Lineage: Eukaryota; Metazoa; Nematoda; Chromadorea; Rhabditida; Oxyuridae. The record is from the annotation of a GenBank genome assembly.
AUGACUAAUGAUAGGAAAAACGUAGGUCAAAACUUGCAUGUUUUCACUAUACUGCUGUGCUUGUUUGUAACACAGGAAUUCUCUAUCUUUGUCAUCUUCCAGGGCAACUGGGAUCAAGUAUGUGAGAGUUUUGACGAUAUGAAUCUCAAAGAAAAACUCUUACGAGGCAUCUAUUCUUAUGGUUUCGAAAAACCAUCGGCUAUUCAACAGCGAGCCAUUGUCCCUUGCACAAUGAAACGUGACGUUAUUGCGCAGGCGCAGUCAGGUACAGGUAAAACAGCCACGUUUUCUGUUUCCGUUUUGCAAAAUAUAGAUGAAACAGUCCCAGAGGUUCAGGCACUCGUUAUGGCUCCAACCCGAGAACUUGCACAGCAAAUACAAAAAGUUAUGUUUGCGUUGGGCGAUUAUAUGGGCGUGAAAUGUCACGCAUCCAUCGGUGGCACUAAUGUUCGCGAAGACCAACGAAUAUUGGAAUCAGGGGUACAUGUUGUUGUAGGUACCCCUGGCCGUGUAAAUGAUAUGAUCCAGCGUCAUUCCCUACAAACCUCUUCUAUUAAAAUGUUUGUUCUUGACGAAGCUGAUGAAAUGCUUUCCCGAGGUUUCAAGGACCAAAUUUAUGAAGUUUUCAAAUGCAUGCCGACAGAUGUGCAGGUUGUUUUACUUUCUGCAACAAUGCCAUCUGAGGUUCUUGAAGUAACUAAUCGUUUUAUGAAUAAUCCUGUGCGGAUUCUUGUAAAGAAAGAAGAACUUACUCUUGAAGGUAUUCGACAGUUCUAUAUUAAUGUUGAUAAGGAAGAGUGGAAGUUUGACACGCUGUGUGAUUUAUAUUCCACCGUUAACAUAACACAAGCCGUUAUAUUUUGCAAUACACGCAGGAAGGUAGAUACUCUAGCAAAUCAAAUGAAGAAUGAAAAAUACACCGUGUCUUGCAUGCAUGGCGACAUGGAACAGUCGGAGCGUGACACUAUAAUGCGCGAGUUCCGUACCGGCUCCUCACGUGUUCUAAUUACAACAGAUCUACUUGCCCGAGGUAUUGAUGUUCAGCAAGUGUCCCUUGUCAUCAACUAUGACUUACCAAGUAACCGCGAGAACUACAUUCACCGUAUCGGACGUUCAGGUCGUUUCGGCCGUAAAGGUGUGGCCAUUAACUUUGUUACCGAACAAGACCUUAGACAAUUAAAAGACAUUGAAAGUUUUUACAACACACAAAUUGAAGAGAUGCCAAGUGAUGUAGCAAACCUGCUUUAG